AUGGAUCAAUCUCAACAACAACAACAUCAUCAUCAUAAUCAACAACAUAAUCAACAAUAUAAUCAACAACAUAAUCAACAACAACAAGACCAGAAUAAUCAAGUUGCAUUGAAAAUUGGUUUGAUAGGGGAUUCUCAAAUAGGUAAAACAUCAUUAAUGGUAAAAUAUGUAGAAGGAUCAUUUGAUGAAGAUUAUAUACAAACAUUAGGCGUUAAUUUUAUGGAUAAACGUAUAACUAUUAGAAAUACAACAAUAAUGUUUUCAAUAUGGGAUUUAGGUGGACAAAAAGAAUUUAUAAAUAUGUUACCAUUAGUUUCAAAUGAUGCAGUUGCAAUUUUAUUUAUGUUUGAUUUAACAAGAAAAUCUACUUUAAAUUCAAUAAAGGAAUGGUAUAGACAGGUAAGAGGAUUUAAUAAAACUGCAAUUCCAUUUUUAGUAGGUACAAAAUAUGAUCAAUUUAUAGAUUUAUCAUUUCAAGAUCAAUUAGAAAUUACUCAACAAGCAAAAAAAUUUGGUACAGCAAUGAAAGCUCCAGUUAUUUUUUGUUCAACUAGUCAUUCUAUAAAUGUUCAAAAGAUUUUUAAAGUAAUAUUGUCAAAGGCUUUUGAUUUAAAAUUAAAUUUAGAUGAAAUUGUUAAUGUGGGUGAGCCAAUACUAAUAUUUAAAUAA
Lodderomyces jiufengensis is the source of this 669-nucleotide messenger RNA. It is a transcript of the gene TEM1, whose product is annotated as Ras family GTPase. The record is from RefSeq and is a predicted model, not a curated record. Bases 1 to 669 code for a protein of 222 amino acids. Gene Ontology annotation, biological process: regulation of exit from mitosis. Gene Ontology annotation, cellular component: spindle pole body. Gene Ontology annotation, molecular function: GTP binding; GTPase activity. The transcript has 2 exons. Lineage: Eukaryota; Fungi; Ascomycota; Pichiomycetes; Serinales; Debaryomycetaceae.